AUGGGGUCUUUGGAAGCUGCACCUAGGCACAGAGACCCUUUACCUGCGAUAGGGUUCCUAGGAAAGGACGGCUCGGGCUACACCGCCAGAUAUUCUUCGAGCGCAACUUCAUCUCCAGCUCCUUUGAUGAGUCCCAACAUCAUGUACACCGGGCAGCAUCUACCUUACUCCUACGCGCCCUCGAGUGGUCCGCCCCCAGGGUAUGCCUCGCCGCCAGAGGCCCGUCGUGUCAUUGAAGAUGAGAAAGAGAAACACACUCCCAGACAGUCUCUUCCAUCAAUUCACGAGGCGCUCGGCAACGACAACCCUCUCCCAUACCCUACACCUACCUCCGCUCCACCAUCACAAUCCACUCAUGCGGCGCCGCCAUCACACCUUAUCGGACGGCCGAGUGCAGAAGGUCCAGCCGGACCAUCAAAUCCGUUUAAUGGACCAUCGACGGGGGCAUUGAUGCGGGAUGGCGCUUAUUCGCACCCAGCCCCAAUGCAAGAACAAUCGCGCUCCAGUCUCGCAUCCAUAAGCACUCAAGACUCACGGAAUCCAUCCCUCCACUCCAUCAGCACGGGCAAAUCCCCUACACAGAGCGCCAAAACAGUGAACACCUCGGUUGGAUCACAAAAUUCCUCCGGCUACGACUACAGUGCGCCGCCGUCCGCCGGCAGUGUAGCUUCACCCAACGGCUACAGCCAUUUCGCCUCGAACUUUACCUUCCCACCUCAGCCUUCGGGCCACUCAUAUCCUCAUACCUACGACAAUCGCUCCUACAUGACUGCAUCGCGCAUGGAAGAAGUCAAAGGUGGGUAUGUGGGUCGGUCAAUCCCUCCCCAUAGCGAGACUGUCAAGCGGCAUUUGGACGUUUUCGAUGUGGAGACAUCUUUGAAUGAGAUCGCCGAGUUGAGUACACGAACUCUCGAUUUUUCAAGGCACUACGCAGCUCGCGCACACCAAACGCAGCGGUCUGGGCCGAUAUUAGGGUCCCUUCCUUCGCUAAGCGAAGUCGAGGACAUGCUCCAUAUGCAACGGCGGAACCAAGAUGCCUUGAUCCGGAUACGUUCGGCUGUGGUGAACCAAGAACAGGCGCUCGCCGAACAGAUGGCCCAGCGAAAGGCGUUCAAGCCCGAAGACGAGCACAUGGCCAUGUACCAAGAAGAGUACAAAGGCACGGGCGGAUUUGCAGGCGCAGAUCCAAAGAAACGGCGUGGAAAAGCUGCCCCUCCCGGUCGUUGCCACAGCUGUAACCGAGCCGAAACGCCAGAAUGGCGCCGGGGUCCAGAUGGAGCCCGGACGUUGUGUAACGCGUGUGGUCUGCACUACGCCAAGCUGACUCGCAAGAUGGGCGCUAACAAGCCGGCGGGCCUGGGUUCAAAUCUAAAGCCCAAGUCGGUUCUCGACUCCGCCUCGCCAACCAGUCAUUAA
Molecule: messenger RNA, 1416 nt
Organism: Penicillium paradoxum
Lineage: Eukaryota; Fungi; Ascomycota; Eurotiomycetes; Eurotiales; Aspergillaceae
Gene: nsdD
Product: GATA-type sexual development transcription factor NsdD
Exons: 4
Coding region: 1-1416 (471 amino acids)
Biological process (GO): regulation of DNA-templated transcription
Molecular function (GO): zinc ion binding; sequence-specific DNA binding
Source: RefSeq, a predicted model, not a curated record